Castor canadensis (American beaver) is the source of this 922-nucleotide messenger RNA. NCBI's taxonomy places the organism in Eukaryota, Metazoa, Chordata, Mammalia, Rodentia, Castoridae. The record is from RefSeq and is a predicted model, not a curated record.
GAUUAAAGAAAAAAUAAAACUAAACUAAAAAUGGAGGGUCCUGUCAGCAGAAAGGAAGAGAAUGCCGGGGUGUUUGCUUCCUCUUCUCUGAUCCUGAGCUUUCCUCCUGGGCCUGGCUGUGACCCAUCUGUCACACAGUUGGUGGAUGUCCCUCUGGGCAGAGAGAUAGGGAGGGGACAGCUGAUACCAGUUUUCUGUCAGAGCAGACUUGUUUGGGUUGGUCAAUUUCUUUUCCUCCUGGCCCAAAAGGCAAAUUUGGUGACUUCUUUUUUCUGCUCCGAUGAGGACACACAUUUGACAGUUCAUUUUUGUGACUCAUGAGAGUGCCACAGUUGCAGAGAAUACCUAGGGAAACCUGAGGUUACUGGUGUGCUAAAUAUAACGAGUUGGGCCUGUGAUGUUGGAGCCCACAAAGCCCUGUGUGUGGGGCUUGGUAUCUGGUUCAGACAGAAAUAGAUGCCUACCAAGGGCAGGAUGGCAUUAGCACUUGCAAAUUUAGUCUCUGUCCUGCUGCCUGACUAUCUGCUGAUUUUUUCUGUCUGUUCCUUAGGGAGCGCCAUCUAGCACUGCGAGGAAUUGGGAAAGAUGGAGACGCUGAAGGACAAGACCCUACAGGAGCUGGAGGCAAUGCAGAAUGAUCCAGAGGCAAUUUCCCGGCUGGCUUUGGAAUCUCCUGAGGUCCAGGACCUGCAACUGGAACGGGAGAUGGCUCUGGCCACCAACCGGAGCCUGGCUGAGCAGAACCUGGAGUUCCAGGGUCCCCUGGAGAUAAGCCGCUCUAACCUCUCCGACAAGUACCAGGAGCUGCGGAAGCUUGUAGAGCGGUGCCAGGAGCAGAAAGCCAAGCUGGGUAAGGAUGGCCAACCCUAGACGCUCACUCCAGGUGACUCUCUGCCGACAUGGGACUCUGUUCACAGUGGGA